UCCCGAAAGGAGACCCGCUCUCCCCACCGUGUUUCCUGGGUGGAAGGGAUCUCGGCCGACGCUUUCCCCUGCUUGAAAAAGGCCCGGUCCGAAUCCUUGUUGUUGAACGACUCCCUGUUGCUGCCUCUCAUCCCGGAAUUGGACUCGCUCUCCAUCAGCAGCGUGGAGGACGAGGGCGAGGGUCUCCCUCCUGCCACCCCCUCCCCACAGAAGAGACGGCGCCCCUCCUCCAUCACCUUCACCCACAAAGUGCUCCACCGCCUCUCGGCCGUGAGCAGCGCCCUGACCGGCUUCCUCUCGCUCGAACGCCGGGUGGCCAAGCGGGUGCAAGAGCUGGUCCAGGAGCCCAGCUCGGACGUGGGAGGCCUGGUGCAGAACUUUGUGGAGCACAUCCAGCAUGGAGCCCGUUCCCGGCACCCCACCAGCACCGAGCUGCUGCAGGAGAUACGGCACAUGAUCACCAACCUGAAGGGCUACCUGGUCGAAAGUUCAGAGCUGCGCGCCGCCACCUACUGCGAAUAUGUUGACGCCGAAGAACCGGAUCUCGGUUCCGUGGUGGAAGACGCCCUUUGCAAAUGCAUCCUGAAGCCGCUGAGGGAUACGGUUUACGCUCAGUUGCUGGACUUCCACACCGAGGACGGGUCUCUGCACCGUUUGCGUGGAAAUCAGCUGACUUUGAGCCAGCAAAGCUUGGAAGAGCUCGGAGUGGCAGCCGGGGUGCCCGACGGGCCUUGCCUGGAGCGUAUCCAGGCCAAGCUGAGCCUCCUGCACCAGGCCUACUCGCCCAAGAAGAAGGAGACCCAGAUGCUGAAGGUCUGCAAGAUGCUGUACGAGGCCAUGAACCUCCACUGCGAGAAGGCAGAGCCGUUUGGUGCCGAUGACUUCCUGCCGGUUCUUAUCUACAUGCUGGUGCGCUGCGAUGUGGUGUCCGUACAGUUGGACGUGGAGUACAUGAUGGAACUGAUGGAUCCCAGCCAGCUUCAGGGAGAAGGGGGCUACUACCUCACCACCUGGUUCGGGGCCCUCUACCACAUUGAAAACUUCCGAGCGGCUUUUACCAUCACCAGGCAGAUCAGCGUGGAGGCCCAGCGCUCCAUCCAUCAGUGGCAUCGCCGCCGUACCAUCCAUCACCACCAUCGCCGCAACUUGCAGCACACCCUCUACGUCUCCUUCCACGAACCCUUCAACAACCAGAAGACCAUCUCCGUUCCGCCCAACAUGACCACGGCGUUGGUCUGUGCAGCCUGCGCAGAGAAGUAUGGCGUCUCUGACGGUGCCGCCUAUGGCCUUUUCUCGGUAUCGAACAGCUCCACUCAACUCUUGACGGAGGACAGCUGCCCGCAGAAGGUCCGUGCAGACCUCCUCCAAAGAGGGGGCAGCGUCAAUUUUGUUUACAAGCCCAAAAACAGCACCCUGCCUGCCUCGGGUUCCGGUCCGCUCCGGGAGACUGUCAACUUGACUGAGUCCCAUAACAAGCCUCUUGAAAGGGUGGGGAUAGAGCAGUUGGAAGGGGAUUGACUAUGGCCAUGGACCUUCCUGGUCUUCUGGGUUGGAUGAAGUUUCCCCACUUGGCCGAAAUCCAGAUAAAGGUUGAGUUUCCAGGGACUAGACUAAGACUAAGGCUGGCUUAAUGUCAGAGCUGCCUCAACUUGACCUUCUAAGAAAGAACAAUCCUUAACUCCGUUCGUUUACAAAGGUAUAGUUCACUAGAUGUCAAGUCUAAACUGCAGCAGUGCUAAAGCCACAACUGAAAAUUGGGUGCCAUAAUUCCCAAGUCUAACUUUCCUCCCUUUAGGUACAUCCCCUUGCUCGCACACACACACACACACACACACACACACACACCAGUGUCCAGUCAAAUUCAAAGAAGAUAUUUUCAGAACGGACGCUUUGAUAUGCAGCUGUAUUCCGUUCCCCACCCAGUCGGCCUUGAAACCGUGUCCUGGGGGAGAUACGGUCAACUUUUCAUUUUCCUUGAAUCCUGCCUCCUCCCAUGCAGUUUCCACCCACCCACGCCCAAGAGUUCAUGCCAGCCUGGCACUGAGCGAUAGCAAAAGACAAGCCUGAAGUGGCAGCUGGCAUGAGGACUACGGAGAAGAAAUCUCUUUGAGCAGAAGAUCUUGAAGUGCUGAAGUUCUCACCUUGGCAGUGGCUGUCGUCAUCCCUAAAACUAGUAACGGGACAGGAAUGGGCCGUUGUUAAAGUUGUCCUAACUUCUCCUCCUUUGGGUUCCUCCCCACCCAAAGUGAGUUUCCCCAACCAGCCUUAACGCGAACCGGCCCAGAGGAACCGGGAGAGAAACCGCAAACUGCGUCACCAACUCCAGGCUGUGAAGGUAUACGCUACUUUCACACGCAACUCUCCCCUUUUGCUCAACUCUUUAGUUGCCACCUCUGGUCAGCUCCCACAGAGCCUUGAAAGUUGGCCCUGCGUCUCCACGUAUAACCCGAGUACCUUUCGCUCCACGCUCCGUGGGGCUGGCUGGAAGGCCUUUUCGCCCAGCCACGAGAGGCUUAUCGAUUGGAUUCUGGGAAAGUCCAUUAAACAUACUGGUUUGAAUUUUACAUGUCACCUUUUGAAAAUACGUCCUUUUCUGACCUUGCGAUCGGGUGUUUCCUCAUCCCCUGUCCUUCGAGAGAAUGGGAGCCAUGUCUAUGAAUU
Molecule: messenger RNA, 2661 nt
Organism: Notechis scutatus (mainland tiger snake)
Lineage: Eukaryota; Metazoa; Chordata; Lepidosauria; Squamata; Elapidae
Source: RefSeq, a predicted model, not a curated record